GCGAAUGGCGAUCAUGAAGAAUGGCGUGAGAAUGGCAGACUGCAGAGCAGAGCCUGCAGAGCUAUAAAAAAAUAAUGAAAUAUUGCAAUGAACCAUUGAACGAACUAUCGGAACGGAAUCACUAUCAAGGGCAGGAAAUACGGAAUUUUUUAGGAGACCUGGAAGAACUUUUUGUGACCUGCAAUCGUGUGACCAAAAUCUUGAGGCCUGAGUUUUGAUUCAAGAAAUUUGUAACUCCGAAAACCGUCAAUGCUUGGGAUACACUUUGCAGCUGCUGAUAUUUUCUGGAUUUCCAAGGACUUUACAGGACGAAGAGCCAGCUAUAUAUAAACCUUCAGAGGAUACAUGGCUUUGAGACCAGCUUAACAUUAUAAUUCCAGACAAUUCAAUAGGAGUUACCAGCUGGAAUUUUUGGGAGAUUUGUAAAACAGAAUGUUCAUAUUGAAUGAUUAUUUUUGAAUCAGCCAUGGCUUGCUGAAUAAAAAGUCAGAAUCAAAGAAGAAGAAGAAGAAGAAGUAACCUGUGCUUGUGCUGUGUGAAGACUGCAGAGCCUUUAAAGCAAUAAAAAAGGAUCAAAUAUUUCAUUGAACCAUAAUUGACCAAGCGUGAAAAUGGCGGUAUGAAAUGGCGGGACGACGGACAGUGACUGAAUCCCUAUCAGGGUCAGGAAAUACGGACCCUUUGCGAGAACUUUUUGAGGCAUGCAAAACUGGAGAUCUCGUAAGAGUCAAGAAAUUGGUAACUCCGAAAACAGUCAAUGCUCGGGAUACGGCAGGACGUAAGUCUACUCCUCUACACUUUGCAGCUGGAUACGGUAGACGAGACGUUGUAGAGUUUUUGCUUCUGGCUGGUGCGUCCAUCCAAGCUCGAGACGAUGGUGGUCUUCAUCCUUUGCACAAUGCGUGUUCGUUCGGGCACUACGACGUUGUGAGACUUUUAUUAGAAGCAGGAGCUAAUCCAAAUACUCGUGACAAUUGGAAUUAUACACCCUUGCAUGAAGCAGCUAUCAAGGGAAAAGUAGACGUUUGUAUAGCACUGUUGCAACACGGAGCUGAUGCAAAUAUUAGAAACACUGAAGGAAAAACUGCUCUGGAUUUAGCUGAUACUGCUACAAAACCAGUGUUGACAGGUGAAUACAAGAAGGACGAGCUACUCGAAGCUGCCAGAUCGGGAAACGAAGAGCGACUUUUACAGCUUCUCAAUCCUCUCAAUGUAAAUUGUCACGCCAGUGAUGGUCGUCGUUCAACGCCUUUACACUUAGCUGCCGGGUACAAUCGCUCUAGGGUCGUUCAAAUUUUGCUGCAGAACGGAGCAGAUGUGCAUGCAAAAGACAAAGGUGGUUUGGUGCCUCUUCACAACGCCUGUUCGUAUGGUCACUUCGACGUGACCGAAGCGUUGUUGAAACACGGAGCGGCAGUUAACGCGAGUGAUUUGUGGGCCUUUACUCCUCUGCAUGAAGCAGCGAGUAAGUCAAGGGCAGAAGUUUGUUCUCUCCUUUUGAGUGAAGGUGCAGAUCCAACGCAGUUAAAUUGUCAUAGUAAAAGUGCUAUCGACGUGGCUCCAACGCUAGAGCUUCAAGAGAGAUUAGCUUACGAAUAUAAAGGACACUGCCUACUCGACGCCUGCAGGCAGGCGGAUUCGACUAAAUUAAAGAAAUACUUGUCGCCUGAGGUGGUGAAUUUUAAACACCCCUACACUGGGGAUACUCCGUUACACUGCGCCGUCGCCUCUCCGUUCCCUAAGAGAAAACAAAUUAUUGAAAUUUUAAUUAGAAAGAGUCCCACUUUGAAUGAGAAAAACAAAGACUUUCUCACACCUCUUCACGUCGCAGCCGAUCAUUCUCAUUACGACGCUAUGGAUAUUCUUUUAAGACACAACGCAAAAGUUAAUGCAUUGGACGGGCUGGGGCAGACGGCACUACACAGAUGCGCAAGGGAGGAUAACGUGCAGGCCUGCAGAAUUAUUUUAUCGUACAAUGUAGACCAAUCAAUUGUAUCGCUUCAGGGAUACACGGCGGCUCAGGUGGCCACUGAAAACGUGUUAAAAAUUUUACAGGAUCCACCAAGUGGAACGGAAGAUGUGGAAGCACAGCUUUUAGAAGCAAGUAAAUCUGGUGACUUGACUGCCGUGGAGAGAAUUUUACAACCUAAUCCUCAUGCUGUCAACUGUAGAGAUUUGGAUGGCAGGCACUCAACGCCUUUGCAUUUUGCAGCUGGAUACAAUAGAGUUCCUGUUGUUGAAUAUCUUUUAGCACACGGGGCUGAUGUUCAUGCUAAGGAUAAAGGUGGUUUGGUGCCUCUUCACAAUGCCUGCUCGUACGGACACUAUGAAGUGACAGAACUCCUUGUGAAACAUGGAGCAUCUGUAAAUGUAGCAGAUCUUUGGAAAUUCACACCGUUGCACGAAGCUGCUGCAAAAGGAAAGUGUGAAAUAGUUCGCCUUCUAUUAAGGCAUGGAGCGGACGCGACGAAGAAGAAUAGGGAUGGCGCGACGCCUUUGGAUUUGGUAAGAGACGGCGAUCAAGACGUUGCAGAUCUUCUGCGAGGAAAUAGCGCCUUGCUGGAUGCAGCUAAAAAGGGAAACCUAGCGAGAGUACAGAGACUUGUUACCCCAGACAAUAUCAACUGCAGAGAUGCACAAGGUCGAAAUAGCACGCCUCUACAUUUAGCAGCUGGAUAUAACAAUUUGGAAGUAGCUGAAUUUCUAUUGGAGCGAGGAGCCGAUGUAAAUGCACAAGACAAGGGCGGACUGAUUCCUUUGCACAAUGCAUCGAGCUACGGUCACUUGGACAUAGCCGCUUUGUUAAUUAAAUACAACACAGUAGUCAACGCUACCGACAAGUGGGGGUUUACACCUUUGCACGAGGCCGCUCAGAAGGGUCGAACGCAAUUGUGCGCUCUUCUCCUCGCCCAUGGAGCAGACACCUUCUUGAAAAAUCAAGAAGGUCAGACGCCGGUGGACUUGGCUAGCGCUGAUGACGUUCGAUGUUUGUUACAAGAUGCCAUGGCGUCACAACAAGUCGUGCCGUCUAUGCCUUCGACUAGUGUCAACAACGCCUGUACUAGUAGAUCACCCAGCAUUGCAGCAGUUCCCGUUUCACCACCACCAUCCCUUACUCAAGAGACUGUCAUUCUGCCGUCCGGUGCAGCAAUAACUCUGUGCGUGCCAGUAGCGCGCCCAUCUUCUUGUAUAAGUCCAAUGACCUCCUCAGAACAAUGUUCGGAACGAGACAUGAAAGAUGUGGGCGAAGAACGAAAUAGCAAUGCGAUUACAAGUGUGGCUGGAUUCCUGCAAAGUCUUAGCCUGGAACAUUUGCUCGAGUUAUUCGAACGCGAGCAGAUUACGCUCGAUAUUCUUGCAGAAAUGGGUCAUGAGGAUUUAAAGCAGGUUGGAGUUUCAGCUUAUGGAUAUAGACAUAAGCUUAUUAAGGGAAUGGAUAAACUCCUGACUUCAGCGGCUGGUUCGAUUUGGCAGCCUUCUGUCAAUCCAGGAACUCUGUUGGUAGAUCUGCUUGCCGAGGAUAAGGAAUUUUUGGCUGUGGAAGAGGAAAUGCAGAGUACUAUCCGAGAACAUAGAGAUAAUGGCAUUUCUGGUGGUAUUUUUGCCAGAUACAAUAUAGUUAGGAUUCAAAAAGUACAGAAUCGAAAGCUGUGGGAACGUUAUGCACACAGACGUCAAGAAGUGGCUGAAGAGGUAGGAGCCGCAGCACCGACGUCGCCUGGUUCCAUGACUCGAAUCACAUCCACUUCGUCUCUGCCACAAGCAAACGAAAGAAUGCUUUUCCAUGGCAGUCCUUUUAUCAAUGCGAUAGUUCAAAAAGGUUUCGACGAGCGACACGCUUACAUUGGUGGAAUGUUUGGAGCCGGUAUUUACUUUGCGGAACAUAGUAGCAAAAGCAAUCAAUAUGUUUACGGUAUUUGUGGCGGUACUGGGUGCCCUGUUCACAAAGAUAGAAGUUGCUACAUUUGUCACAGACAUUUGCUGCUUUGUCGAGUAACUCUAGGAAAGUCAUUCCUACAGUUUUCCGCAAUGAAAAUGGCUCACGCUCCACCAGGGCACCACAGUGUGAUGGGAAGACCAUCACAGGGAGGUCUAGCGUUUCCAGAGUAUGUGGUGUAUAGAGGUGAGCAGGCGUAUCCCGAAUAUUUGAUUACAUAUCAAAUUGUCCAACCUGAGCAAGAAACUGGAGGACCUGGCGAGAGUAGCGAAGAGCGGUGAUCACAACAGUUGGGUCCCGCGGCACAGUUACGUCGUCUCUGCUGUUGCCAGAGAUCCAGGGCAUGUGAUUCCUUGUCCUAGGUCAUACUUCAUUCCCUGCUUGACCUUCGCAUCCACCCGAUGUGUUUAGGUUGAUACUUUGCUUUGGAUAUAGGACUGCGUUUCUGUGAUCCUUCUGUUCGCGUCUUCGAACAUUUCGUUACCAAAUCAGGGCGAAAAAUGAUGCGAUUUUGCACUGUGUGUUUUUGAAGAAUGAAAGGCAAAACUAAGAGCGCGUGCGUGCGCGCACAGUAGAGUGUGGGAGAGGAAGAGAUGUACAAAUUCUGGAAAAAUUGAGAUCUCCACAAAAUUCCAAUUUUAUUUUAAAUUUCGAAAAUCUUCAUAAUUACUCUGUAUUGUGCAACAGAAUUUAAGACUAGAUGUUAGAAUUAAUUUCCGAAAAUCUUCUGCUGAGAAUUUUGCUUUAGGAAAAGAGGACAAAAAGAAUGAAAUAUUAGUUAUAAAGCAUUAGUGCAACAUAGUGCAAUUGAGAGAAAAAAGUUUCUUAUUUGGAGGUUAAGAAAGAAGUAACUUGUAGAUAGUAUAAUAUUGUAAACAGAAUCUUUCAUUUCUAUUUAUUUAUUAAUUAUUGAUACUGUGGAUAUCCUGUAAAAAGGUUCUAUAAUUUAUAAUUGCACAAUGGGACCAAGCGCCGAUUUAGGAGGAAAAUAGUAUAAAAAUAAAUUAUGAGCCUAAUUACACCGCAACAGUUUUUUCCACAGUUAACAGAAACUGCCCCGCUUGCCAACCAAUCAGAAACACUGUAUUUAUAACGAACAUUCCUGGUUGGUUGCCAAGCAUAGUAUUUUCUGCUACCGUAGUAAAAAUUGCUGCGGUGUAAAUAGACUCCGUGAUGGUUACCAGAUUUCCAACGGCCAAAUUCAGGACAUGUCAUAUGGAGGGGGUAAGGGCUAGCGGGAUGGUGGAAUGAAGGUAAAUCAAAAUUUUAAUCCAGUUUUUUUUCUCUCAUACCUCGCAAAGCAACGAUUGAGUCAAAACGGAUGACAAAAUUCAAUAUGGCGGUUGACAAUUAGUCAUUUUGUUGAAUUGUCAUGAAACUUCAUAUUUAGGAGGGUUUUAAGGUUUCUGAUUAUGAAACUGAAGUAAAAAUUGCAAAAUAAAAUAUAGCGGAUCCGAUGUAGUGAUUUAAAGUUUGAAUUUUUUUUAGAUUUCACGAAACUUGGUAUUUACGGGUUAUCCAGAUUUCUGAUGAUGACACAAAAACCAAUAUGGCGGUUGACAAUCGGAAACUUUUGUUCAAAUCUGAAACUCUGUACUUACAGGUGUUUGAAGUUUUUGAAUAUGAAUCUAAAGUCAAAUUUAUAAAAACCAAAGUGGCGAAUCCAAUAUGGCGGAUGGAAAUUAGAAAAAUGUGUUCAGAUUAUAUGCCAUGAAAAUUUCUAUUUGGGGGAUUUUUACUGUUCAAAAAUUGAAAUAAUGUACAAGCUGCUUUAUUUACACGAUAUUUAUAAAUAAAGGCAUUACGUCAAAUGCGAGAGACUUAAUAAUGGAAGGCAAAUUUUUAAAAAAAGGGAAAUGGCGCACCUGUGCCCCGUUGCUAUUUUGUCAAUAAAAAAAAUAUUGCAUGAUUUAUCUGUUUUUAUAAAUGAAUAAAAAUCCUAAUAAUUUUAGUCGUCCUGAAUAGUUUCAACCGUUUUGUUAUAUACGACUCUUAUAUCGAGAAAAUGGCUGCACAAAGUACCAAUUUUAACCUUACCCAGGAAAUUAAAAAAAAUGCUGGAAACAGUUUCUCUGAUGUCUUUAGAGUAAAACUAUAUCAGUAAUUGAUUAUUUAAUAUAUGUUGAAUUUUCGUGUUUCUUCCUCCUAAAUUAACAUUUGGUUCCACUGUAUAUGAAAUUACGAAGCCCAAAUGUGGUUGCUUAUAGAUUUAUUUUAGCACUUUAAAAAUAUCUCGUUAAGAAAAGUAUGAAACUAUUGUUCUUUUUAUUUGCACUGCUUAGAAAAAAUAACUUGCAAAAAAUGUAAUUUUUUAGAAAUUGCCUGGCUGUGACCCUAAAAGUCUGUAAGUCAAAUAAUAUUAUUAAUUAUUAACAUGAGAUGUUAUAUUAAGACUAAUAUCGGAAAAAGUCUCAAUUUUUCCAAAGUUUUCAACCUGUAAAGGGAGUUACAUCUCUAGUCACAUAAAUUAUUCGCGUUAAUUUGUUAUUUUUACGAAGGCAUUUGAUUCCAAUAAUUUUACCUGGAUUGAAAAAAAUUGGACUAUUCGCAAUUAAGAACAAUAAAUUUCCCACGAAUAUAAUUUGCGAUUUUUCCACGACGCGACGCUUGACAAUAGAUCUCAUUUCUUUAAAAAGUACAUACAGACCAACAUGUAAAUCGGCUGAGGAAAUAUUUUUGGUCAUUCCAUUUUAAAUUCAGUAAUUUGCAUUAACAAAAGCGAUUUUGCAUUUGGCAUUCGUAUUUCCGGUGAUUACAAAUGUACGAGCAAAGACUAAAAGUAGAGAGUAUGAUUUUCGUUUUGGCAGCGAAUUAAACGCCAUAGAUAUAAGUGCUGUUGGAGUGCAUUUUUAAAGGUCGUACAUUUGUACGUGUGUGUUGACGUAUAUGUUCUGUAAUAUAACCAAGUUUUCUUGAAGAUAUAAGAUCGCCAUAGCGGAUUAUAUUCUUCGGGAUUUCUUCUAUACGAAAAGUAUGAACUAUGUUUUAUAAUUGAGAAAGUCUCAGGCUUUAACGCUUUUUUGAACAUUCUUACGAAAAUCAAUACACGACCAUUUCAGUUUGUGUAUCUAAUGGUGUAGUGUAAACUUCUCUCGGUUCAGUGAAUAUAUUAUCAAAUAUUAACAAUUAA
Molecule: messenger RNA, 7067 nt
Organism: Belonocnema kinseyi
Lineage: Eukaryota; Metazoa; Arthropoda; Insecta; Hymenoptera; Cynipidae
Gene: Tnks
Product: poly [ADP-ribose] polymerase tankyrase
Exons: 13
Coding region: 625-4218 (1197 amino acids)
Molecular function (GO): protein binding; NAD+ poly-ADP-ribosyltransferase activity
Source: RefSeq, a predicted model, not a curated record